Molecule: messenger RNA, 381 nt
Organism: Ogataea parapolymorpha DL-1
Lineage: Eukaryota; Fungi; Ascomycota; Pichiomycetes; Pichiales; Pichiaceae
Exons: 1
Coding region: 1-381 (126 amino acids)
Source: RefSeq, a predicted model, not a curated record
AUGGAUGCCCAGACACUGGUAAAUAAAUAUAAGAAAGAGGGUCUUUUUGAUUUGAAGCGGCGCCAGUUGCUGGACAAUUUUGUUGCUUCGGAUGACUCAAAGCUCAACGAACUUUUGGAAAAGCUCAUUGACCUCAAAGUGGAAAAGGAUCCAGGCAUUCUUACUCAGAACAAAGGCCGAUUGGUGGCAUUGAUACAGACUGACCUGCUCAAGCGGCAAUCGAGCAGGCCAUCGGGCGAGAAAACGCAAGAAGAGGCGAUUGUGGACGAGAUCAACGAGCUAUUGACCGGGUACGUGACCAAAGUGGUGGACGAUAACAAGGAACUCAACGAGGAGUUGACAUCCAAGCUGAACGAAAUGAAGCAAGGGGCCGAUUCUUGA